UAUUUAAAUCAAUGUACGUAUGUACAUGAAAAUUGAUUUUUUAAUAUUGGCAACACUUAAUACUCCACCAUGUUGUUUCUCCAAGAAAUCGGCCAUUUUCGUUAAGUCUGCGUUUUCUUCAUAAUUCAACAUGAAGAUCGGUCUUUGUGCAUACAGUGGAUAUAAAAUAUAUCCCGGCCAUGGUAAAACAAUGGUGAAAGUGGAUGGAAAAACAUUCACUUUUCUAAAUUCAAAAUGUGAAUCUGCACAUUUAAUGCGACGUAAUCCAAGAAAAGUCACAUGGACUGUAUUAUAUAGACGAAAGCACAAGAAGGGGCAAGAAGAAGAACAAACGAAAAAGAGAACAAGACGUACUCAAAAAUUCCAACGUGCUAUUGUAGGUGCAUCUCUUACUGAUAUUUUAGCAAAACGUAAUAUGAAACCAGAAAUUCGUAAAGCACAAAGAGAUCAAGCAAUCAAAGCUGCGAAGGAACAGAAAAAAGCUGCAAAAGCAUCAAAGAAAGCAGUUGCACCUCCUAAAGCAAAAACUCUACCAAAGCAUAAAAUUGCAAGAGUAACACAAAAAUCAGCCCCACGUGUCGGAGGAAAACGAUAAAUUUCCGCAUUGUAUAAAUAAAAUGAAACUUUAUAUUUAAAAAA
Molecule: messenger RNA, 639 nt
Organism: Frieseomelitta varia
Lineage: Eukaryota; Metazoa; Arthropoda; Insecta; Hymenoptera; Apidae
Gene: RpL24
Product: 60S ribosomal protein L24
Exons: 5
Coding region: 131-595 (154 amino acids)
Biological process (GO): cytoplasmic translation
Cellular component (GO): cytosolic large ribosomal subunit
Molecular function (GO): structural constituent of ribosome; mRNA binding
Source: RefSeq, a predicted model, not a curated record